Molecule: messenger RNA, 2025 nt
Organism: Eremothecium cymbalariae DBVPG#7215
Lineage: Eukaryota; Fungi; Ascomycota; Saccharomycetes; Saccharomycetales; Saccharomycetaceae
Gene: MTO1
Product: tRNA modification protein MTO1
Exons: 1
Coding region: 1-2025 (674 amino acids)
Biological process (GO): tRNA wobble uridine modification; tRNA methylation
Cellular component (GO): cytosol
Molecular function (GO): flavin adenine dinucleotide binding
Source: RefSeq, a predicted model, not a curated record
AUGAUAACUAUGGGAUUAUGGCGAAGAAAUGUUGGAGAGUAUCCAUUAUUUUUUAGAAUAUCCAGUGAAGUAGGAAAAAGAAAAAUCUCUCUGAAUUCAGAACUACGGGCAAGUUUGGAUAGGAUUCCAGAUGUUGGUGUUGUAGUUAUCGGCGGCGGACAUGCAGGGUGUGAGGCAUCUACAGCAGCAGCUCGAGCAGGAGCACCGACUAUUCUUGUGACACCAUUUGUUGAUAAAGUUGGUACAUGCUCUUGCAAUCCUUCUAUGGGAGGCGUUGGAAAGGGAACUUUACUUCGAGAGGUUGAUGCACUAGAUGGGGUUGCAGCAAAGAUAACUGAUCUAGCAGGUAUUCAGUUCAAAAUGUUGAAUAAAAGCAGAGGAGCUGCUGUUUGGGGACCAAGAGCGCAGAUUGAUAGGAAGAUUUAUAUGAAGGAGAUGCAAGAGGUGCUGAAUAACUACCCUAACUUAUCUCUAUUGGAGGGGAAGGUGAAGGACUUGAUAAUUGAUAACCAAGAAGGCGAUGCUAAAGAUGUUUCAUCAAUAAAGGGUGUUAUAUUAGAAGAUGGCCAAGUUCUGAAAUCUUCAAAGGUUAUAAUUACCACUGGAACGUUCCUAGGCGGUGAAAUUCAUAUAGGUUUGAAGAGCUUCCCAGCUGGAAGAAUAGGCGAAAAACCAACAUAUGGUAUUAGUGAUACGUUAAAACGAGCAAAUUUCAAACUGGGUAGACUGAAAACGGGCACACCUGCUAGGAUCGAUGGCAAAACUAUAGAAUUUUCAAAUUUAGAAAAACAAUAUGGCGAUGUACCCCCACAUCCGAUGAGUUACCUUAAUGAAGACGUUGCGAUUAAAGAGCAGAGACUUUGUUAUGGUACUUUUACUACUAAUGAAGUUCAUGAAUAUAUAAAAGCAAACUUGAAUCAUUCAAUUCACAUUAAAGAGACUGUAAAGGGACCACGCUACUGCCCGUCCAUUGAAGCCAAAGUAUUAAGGUUCGCUGAUAAAAAUUCUCAUAGGAUUUGGCUUGAACCAGAGGGACUAGAUACUGAUGUAAUUUAUCCAAAUGGUAUUUCAAAUUCGAUGCCAGAGGAUGUUCAACUAGUCAUGAUGCGGAUGAUUCCAGGAAUGGAGAACGUGAGGAUCUUGCAACCAGCUUAUGGUGUUGAAUACGAUUAUAUUGAUCCAAGAGAACUUAAACAAACGUUGGAAACAAAACGUAUUAGUGGUUUAUAUCUGGCUGGGCAGAUAAAUGGUACUACUGGGUAUGAGGAAGCUUGUGCCCAAGGUGUUAUUGCUGGAAUUAACGCAGGGCUUGCGUUUUUGCAGAAGCCUCCUCUAAAGAUAAGUCGCUCGGAUGCGUAUAUCGGUGUUAUGAUUGAUGACUUAAUUACCAAAGGUGUCCAAGAGCCUUAUAGAAUGUUCACAUCUAGAUCUGAAUUCCGUAUUACUGUAAGGGCAGAUAAUGCAGAUUUUAGGUUGACGGAAAUUGGCCGUAAAUCUGGCGUAGUUGGGGAUCUAAGAUGGCAAAAAUACCUUUCAGAUAAAGCUAUUUAUACUGAAGUCGAAGCCAAACUGAAGUCAUAUUACUCUAGUAGUCAGAAGUGGGAUAAAAUUAUUGAUUCCAAGGUUGGUGCAACUCACGUGAAUUAUAGUGCAUGGAAUAUGUUCAAAUUUAAUUGCGUCACUCUAGCACGGUUAGCAGAGGUAGUUCCAGCCCUUAACAUAGAUAUAAACGCAAUACCGAGACAUGUUCAGUUAAAGAUAGAUGUUGAAGCCAAAUAUUCGCCAUAUCUCAGAAAACAACAACAGUUUAUAAAAGCUUUCCAAGCAGAUGAGAAUGUAUUGCUACCCAUAAAUCUUGAUUUUAAUUUAAUUCCAUCUUUGAGUACUGAAUGCAAGUUGCUGUUGAAUACCGUCAGACCAGAAACUAUUGGCCAGGCUAGGAGGAUCCAGGGCAUUACACCUGCAUCAUUGUUCGAACUGUACAAAGUGUCUAGGUCCAAGAAACGUGAGUCCAGGGGGCCGUAG